CCUCGUCGAUGGCGGCGGAGAUCGGUGCCUAAGUUUUACAUUACUUGAGACUUCGAAGAUUUUUCUAAUGGCGGAGGUUGAGAAGAAGGAGGUUGCCGCCGCGACUCCUCCAUGGAAGCCGAAACCGAGACCAAUUGUGCGCCUAGGGAUCGUCCUCAUCUCGCAUAGCCUUCUGGUUAGUGUUGUUUGCUGUACUGCUGGGGUUGUAGCGCUAUUCUUGCUGCCUAUGCUCGCCAAGAACACUUACAUUUCCGAAAAUGCGCUCAUGCCAGGUUCUGCGAGUAGUAUGCUCUCUAACGACGACAUUUCCGAAGCAGAACGAUUGGCUAAGGAUCUAACUAGCUUAAAUUCUGGAGCUGCGGAUGCAGGCAUAGAAAGGAGAAGGGUACUAGCAAAAUAUUUAUCGGACUUGGGAGUUGAAGUAGGUUAUCAUAAGUUCGAGCCGCACCAGAAUCAGUUUCAUCCUCUGCACUUCUUCUCCAGUCCUGAUUCUGGGCUAUCACGGGAGAACGGUAGCUGUUCAUCGUAUGGUAUAAAUGUUGUCGGAAUCAUAAGGGCACCACAAGCUGAUGGCAAAGAAGCUAUUGUAUUGGUAACACCUUUCAAUUUCAGAAAGAACAGUUCAUCUGAAGCUUUAUCCAUUAGCAUUGGAUAUGCAGUCUUCUCAUUGCUAAGUCGAGUUACAUGGCUGGCCAAGGAUAUCAUUUGGCUUGUUGCAGACUCACAGUAUGGAGAAUAUGCCUCUGUUGCUUCUUGGCUGAGAGACUAUCACAUACCCGUAUUUUCUGCUUCAUCUUCGCACAAUGCUGAUUCAUGUUUUGAAGGAAACAACAUUAAUUUAUUAAGAGAGGAAUCUCUUGAUCGAACGGAGAUAUCUAGUGGGUUUAGGCGUGCUGGGACUAUGGCUGCUGCCUUAGUUUUAAAGGUCACUGAUGUAAAAGGGCAGUUGGAGGACACUCUCAGUGUCUAUGCUGAGGCUUCCAAUGGGCAGAUGCCAAACCUAGAUCUUAUCAAUGUUGUGAAUUAUUUAGCUGUACAUCGACAAGGAUUGCGCGUCAAAGUUGAGAAAUUUCUCUCUGUUCUUAGAUGGGAAUGGAUUUGGGUGUUGGGAGAUACGCUUAACUUUAUUGGUAAAGUCGCAGGAAGCUUAAAUCCAGAAUGGAAAUUUGGUAUUUCAACACCGGACUACGUUGAGGGCACCGCUACACUUGCAAAUUCAUUAUAUCGCCAGGCACUUGGGAUCCCGACAGGUCCACAUGGAGCUUUCCGUGAUUUCCAGGUUGAUGCCAUAACUUUGGAGAUUUCGCCCAAGGUUGUUUACACAAACCAGGGCAGACGUAAUGAGUUUAUUCUGCGUAGUGCACGGUUGAUUGAAGGAGUUGUGCGUUCGGUCAACAAUCUUCUCGAGAAGUUCCAUCAAUCAUUCUUCCUCUACCUCUUGACCUCUCCUGCUAAAUUUGUCUCAGUUGGAGUCUACAUGAUUGGUUUUGCUCUCCUUGUGGCACCACUGCCGCUUGUUGCUGCUUCCCUGUAUGUUGAUGCCAAUAAGCCAGACCCUAGCUCCCAAGGUCCCAAACAUAAGCUUCAAAUUAAUUUCAAACCAUGGAAAUGGCUGAGUGCAGCAAAACAAGUAUUCACUGUUCAUGCAUGGGGUGUAUUUGUCUCACUCCUACCCUAUUUCAUCUCUCAAAUACCCAAUUCCACUCCAGCAGCCCACUCCAUCAUCUGGUUCUCUCUCUCAACAUUCGGACUCCUGGUCCUAUAUCUCAUUACAAAAUCUCAUUCUAAACCUCAGAAGGGUGAAUGGGAGAACCUGAAAUCAGUGACCAUAUCAGUGGUGUUCAUUGGCUUGCUUCUAAUGUCUGUUGUCAACUUUGCCACAGCACAGAUCGGGGCAUUGGUAUUAGUUCCUGCUUGUUUGCUUGCCCAGCCUCUGAAGCUCGACAUAAGAGAUGCGAGCUUGAAGAGUUUCUUGAGGAUUGCUUGCAACGUGUUCAUCAGUUUCGUCGCUUUCCCUCCUGUGGGAUUUUUCGUCUUGAAAGGUGUCAACGAAGGCUUUGGUGAUAUGGACGUUGGGGAGUUUUGGACCUGGCUGGAGUCCCUUUGGGCGUGGAACAGUGCUACCUACAUCUACAUAGGUAUGGUUCAUCUCCCGUGUUGGGUUUUAUGCUUGCACAUUUUGCUUCAUUCCUGUUGAUCAAAAACUGAUACAUAGAUAACAUGGACCGACCUUCCUGUAGUUUGGUGAUGAUGAUGUAUGCAUUGACUCUCUUUUCUUGAUUUUAAUACAAUCUUCCCGAUUAGAACAAUGGAAAGUUGGCUUUCGUAUAUUUGGUGAUGAAUGAUUGGGGCAACCAACUUGAUCAUUGGACGGUAUCAAAUGAUCAUUGGUCUAGCAGUAGUAGUGAGUAGUGACAACAUGGUGACCUUGAGUCAUAACCCACGAAACAAGGCCACCUGAACUUCAUCAACAAACUUGAGCUGGCAAAAUCUUGUUCAACUCUUUGUUUUCCAUCUGGUAAGAAGCCACGUUAUGGUUG
Linum tenue is the source of this 2540-nucleotide messenger RNA. The record is from the annotation of a GenBank genome assembly. NCBI's taxonomy places the organism in Eukaryota, Viridiplantae, Streptophyta, Magnoliopsida, Malpighiales, Linaceae.